Debaryomyces fabryi is the source of this 2964-nucleotide messenger RNA. RefSeq names its product CORVET complex subunit. Gene Ontology annotation, biological process: autophagy; vesicle-mediated transport; endosomal vesicle fusion. The transcript has a single exon. NCBI's taxonomy places the organism in Eukaryota, Fungi, Ascomycota, Pichiomycetes, Serinales, Debaryomycetaceae. Bases 1 to 2964 code for a protein of 987 amino acids. Gene Ontology annotation, cellular component: fungal-type vacuole membrane; cytoplasm. The record is from RefSeq and is a predicted model, not a curated record.
AUGAUUUCACAAUUACAAAUAUCUCAGGAUAAGAAACCUGUGAAAAAGAUAUUGAUACUACCUCGCAUUGAAAGAGCACUAGUUCUAUGUGGUGAAAUAGCUAACGUAUACUCUAUCCCUGAACUAUCACCAUCGCAUAUUGGUAAAUUAAAGAGAAUAGUUGACUUGCUGUACUUGUCUAGUCAUUCUGCUUCAAAAAAUUCUGAAGUACAACCUGGUACUGAUUAUGAGGAGGUUCUAAUUUUAACAGAUGAUAAAAUUAGAGUCAUUCAAGUUAGCACAAAACAGAUUAAAUUACUCAAGGAUAUAAGCUAUUCCAAGGCCAUAAAAUGUGCAGCAUUUAGUUCUUUGAAUAUGCUGGAUCGUAGCUCUUUGGCAGUCGUAGCAAAUGACAAAAAUUAUGAUAUAAUUGACUUGAAGCAGACUCGUAAGGUUCCUUUACUUGAUUAUCAUAUCAAUACAGAUGAUGGAAUUAAUCCACAGAUCGUCCCUUUUUUUCCAAGUGAUGAUGAAACUAGUGAAGAAUUGUUGCUUACAAUCAAGUCAGAUGAAUCUACGUCUAUGUCGAUGUUUAUCAAUUCCUCUGGUGAUGUAACACGAGGAACAUUAUUAUGGCCUAGCUGCGAACACCCCUCUAAUGGUGUUGCAGUUGAAUGGCCCUAUGUGUUUGCUAUAUGCAAAUCAAAUGAUAGAGAGAGUAAGAUGAUCGUUGCCUCUUUAAUUUCAUUGGAAACUGAAUUUGGAUGCCCCAUUCAAAAUCUUUUGAAUAAUGCGGCGAGCCGAAGUGAUGCAACAGUUGUGGUGGUAGAUUCCUCACAGAUUACAAAGAAAGAAAUUGAAUCAGCUGAGAUCAAUGAUGCGACGGAAGUUUCAACGAAAGAAUUAGAGAGUGAUGGUGCACCACCAAAACCUUCUUCAAAAUCUGAAGAUGAUCUUACUGAAAGAAAAGAUAAAGAAUACAAAAUAUUGAAAUUAUACCAAAGCAUACAGUUCAAUGAUAAUGAGCUUUCGAAUCUUCUAAAUAAAAUGGAUAUAAAAGGUGGCUCUGUUCUGCAUUCAACUUCAAGUUACAAAAUUGAGAGCACUACGGUAGUAUACAAAGAAAACAGUAUUUGGAUAAUGUAUGAAAUUAAUCAGAUAAUUACUUUGACAAAGAAGAUUCAUGAAAUGUCGUUAGACUCUUCUAAUUUAGAAGAAAUAAAAAAUAUAUCAAACCAGUUGAAAGAUAUUAUUCCAAAAUGUACAUAUGAAUUAUAUGACUAUUCCACUCAACUCCUUUUCUUGUUAUACCUUCGGGAAGGUAGUUAUAGCAAGUGCAUUCAGCUAGCGUUUCAAAAGAUAGAAAAUAAUUCGAGCAACACUUCAAAGUUAAAUCUUGACCCAAGAUUUAUAAUAUUUAUUCUUGACAAUAUUCAGCAUAAUGACGCAUUACUACUGAACUUUCAAAUAUUUACAGAAUUACGGGAUAUAAGUCAACAAUUUUUUGGCAAAACUACUCAAAACGGCCUUUUAAUUGACUAUGUGGAGAAGCUCUAUACUGAAUUUUUAAUCAACACCGAUAAUACAGACGAUGUGCUUUUACAAUAUUCUCGUAUGAAAUUGUAUGAAAAAAAAUUAGCCUCGAGUAAGCUUUUAAUUGAUUUUAUAGACCACUAUGAUAAGAAUAUGUGGAAGGUUAAAGGAUUAACGAACGAUUCCAUCCUAAAGCUUUUAAAAGAUAGCGAAAGUUAUUUUGGUUUAUUACAGGUGUACCUCAUAUUGAUUGACAAUUCAGAUAAAAUGUUUAAAGUGGAAAUAUCUAAAGAAAUAUGUGAUAUAUGUUUGAAGUUAUUGAAUGAGGAAUUAAGUGAUCCAGAUGUAAAGGAGCCCCUAACCUCUGAAAUUAAUUUUGGCAAUGUUUCUUUUAAUUUGUUAGAAUUAAUUUUAUCACAGCUUAAAGAAAAUUUACAAGAUGAAAAGGCCUACUCAAAAUAUUUGCUUGAAGUGUUGAAACUUGAUCCUUCUGUUGCUUUAAAAUUCAUGAAAGCAAAUAAUAAUAAGCAAAAGGCAACACAUAAAAGAAUUAUGGAAGAAAUGCCCCAAUCAUUUUCCAAAGAAGUAGACUUUUCACGUUUACGCUUAGAGUAUAUGGAAUCUAGUUUUUUAGAGACCUUGGAAACAGAUCUAGAUUUAGAAGCUUUAGAUGAAUUUCUCAUUGAAAUGACCAAAGACAUUGUUUCGAAACUGGAAGAUGGUAAUAAAAAUAAUUUCAACAUUCUACACGAAACAUACCAAAUAGAGAACUCAUUAAGUGAUUCAAAAUGGCCUAAAAUAAGCUGGCCGGAUUAUUUAAGAGUCAAUAUGAAAAGAAGCGAAUGCCAACAGUUUAUUGAUACUUAUUUGAAGAUCUUAGAACUCUUGAUUGUUAGAACUAUGAAUAAAGAUUCACUGUAUGUGGAUACUCUAAAUAAUUUUGAAGAUAUUAUUUCCUCUGAAAAUAUAUUUGACUACUUCAAGCUGAUUUAUGGUCAACGGGAAGAAUCGCUUACAAGAUUACUCAAUUUCUCAGAUUAUUCUAGCGCUGAAUACGUUGCCUUAUAUGAUGAAUUUCCUUUACCUGUAUCAGCCUGCUAUUUUAAACAUUCAAAGUAUGUUAGUUUGGGUAUGUCUUCAUACAACCAUAAAAAGAGCAAUUUAAUUAAUUUAUUCACAUUUUACAUUGAGAGAGAAAACGAUUUCCACGAAAACUUCCCAGCAAUACAACAUUUCAUAUCUACUUAUGGCAUUCUCUUUACGGUUGGAGAAAUAUUAGCAAUGUUACCGACUCAUUACCCAAUAAUUUAUUUACAAGAUUACUUGAGAAGCGUGAUAAUUGACUUGAAUGCUGAUCAUAGAGAUACAGACUUAAAAAAAAUCUUAAGCAAAGUCGAUAGUAAAUUUACUCGAGAUCUUUGUAAUGAUCUAGCAUAUGAGGAACGCCAAUAA